This is a messenger RNA of Chrysochloris asiatica (Cape golden mole), 1291 nucleotides long. RefSeq names its product ARP3 actin-related protein 3 homolog B (yeast) (gene ACTR3B). The transcript has 12 exons. Gene Ontology annotation, molecular function: actin filament binding. The record is from RefSeq and is a predicted model, not a curated record. Bases 35 to 1291 code for a protein of 418 amino acids. Lineage: Eukaryota; Metazoa; Chordata; Mammalia; Afrosoricida; Chrysochloridae. Gene Ontology annotation, cellular component: actin cortical patch.
GGGGCCAAGCGGGGCGCGCCCGCCGCUCCCAAGCAUGGCGUGCUCCUUGCCUCCCUGCGUGGUGGACUGUGGCACCGGGUAUACCAAACUUGGCUACGCAGGAAACACUGAACCACAGUUCAUUAUGCCUUCAUGUAUUGCCAUCAGAGAGUCAGCAAAGGUUGUCGACCAAGCCCAAAGGAGGGUGCUGAGGGGAGUGGAUGACCUUGACUUUUUCAUAGGGGAUGAAGCCAUAGAUAAACCUACUUAUGCUACAAAGUGGCCAAUAAGACAUGGUAUAAUUGAAGACUGGGAUCUUAUGGAAAGGUUCAUGGAACAAGUGAUUUUUAAAUAUCUUCGAGCAGAACCUGAGGAUCAUUAUUUUUUAAUGACAGAACCUCCACUGAAUACACCUGAAAAUAGAGAGUAUCUUGCGGAGAUCAUGUUUGAAUCAUUUAAUGUACCAGGACUCUACAUUGCAGUUCAGGCAGUGCUGGCUUUGGCGGCAUCGUGGACAUCCCGGCAGGUUGGGGAGCGCACACUGACAGGGACAGUCAUUGACAGCGGAGAUGGGGUUACCCAUGUCAUCCCCGUGGCAGAAGGUUAUGUAAUUGGAAGCUGCAUCAAACACAUCCCAAUUGCAGGUAGAGAUAUUACAUAUUUCAUUCAACAGCUGCUAAGGGAGAGGGAGGUGGGAAUCCCUCCUGAGCAAUCACUGGAGACUGCAAAAGCCAUUAAGGAGAAAUACUGUUACAUUUGCCCUGAUAUUGUGAAGGAAUUUGCCAAGUAUGAUGUGGAUCCCCGGAAGUGGAUCAAGCAAUACACAGGUAUUAAUGCAAUCAACCAGAAGACGUUCAUUAUAGAUGUUGGUUACGAAAGGUUCCUUGGACCUGAAAUUUUCUUUCAUCCCGAGUUUGCCAACCCAGACUUUAUGGAAUCCAUUUCGGAUGUGGUUGAUGAAGUCAUACAGAAUUGCCCCAUUGAUGUACGCCGUCCGCUGUAUAAGAAUGUCGUUCUUUCAGGAGGUUCCACGAUGUUCAGGGAUUUUGGACGUCGACUACAGAGAGAUUUAAAAAGAGUGGUGGAUGCCAGAUUAAAACUUAGUGAAGAGCUCAGCGGUGGCAGAAUAAAGCCUAAGCCUGUGGAGGUUCAGGUGAUAACACAUCAUAUGCAGCGCUAUGCUGUGUGGUUUGGAGGCUCAAUGCUUGCUUCAACUCCGGAGUUCUUUCAGGUUUGCCACACCAAGAAAGACUAUGAGGAAUAUGGCCCCAGCAUUUGCCGUCACAACCCUGUCUUUGGAGUCAUGUCGUAG